Paralichthys olivaceus (Japanese flounder) is the source of this 4040-nucleotide messenger RNA. RefSeq names its product integrin beta 3a (gene itgb3a). Lineage: Eukaryota; Metazoa; Chordata; Actinopteri; Pleuronectiformes; Paralichthyidae. Gene Ontology annotation, molecular function: fibronectin binding; integrin binding; fibrinogen binding. Gene Ontology annotation, cellular component: cell surface; focal adhesion; integrin complex. Gene Ontology annotation, biological process: cell-matrix adhesion; cell adhesion mediated by integrin; cell migration. The record is from RefSeq and is a predicted model, not a curated record.
CCAGGAAAGAAUGAGGAAAAGCGCAGAACGAGCUCACAGGGAGCUCACAGGCGACUCAUGUCUGCUCUGCUCCGUUACUCCUCCACCAUGGGAACUUUGACUCUGCGUCCACUGCUGCUGCUUCUCCUGCUCUCAUCCGCUGCGGAGGUUUUCAGCUCCAACAUCUGCACGUCACGAGGAGUCACCACUUGUCAGGAGUGCUUGGCUGUUCACCCCAGCUGUGCAUGGUGCUUCCAGGAGGGGUUUGGAAGGGGGGGAUCCAGUUUGUCUCGCUGCGACCUGAAGGAGAAUCUGGUGGAUGGAGGUUGCAGUGAAGCAUCUCUGGAGUUUCCCUCCAGCAAACUUUCCAUUGAGAAGGAUGUACCGCUCAGCAACAAGGCCUCGGGUACAGCUGAUGAUGUCACUCAGAUACGACCUCAGAAACUUCACGUUGUACUAAGACCAGGCGAUUCCAAGCGUUUCACUAUGUCAGUGAAACAGGUGGAGGAUUACCCAGUGGACCUCUACUAUCUCAUGGAUCUUUCAUUUUCAAUGAAGGAUGAUUUGGCCCGCCUUCGCACGCUGGGCAAUGAGCUAGCCGAGACCAUGGGAAAGACGACAAGCAACCUACGCAUGGGUUUUGGAGCCUUUGUGGACAAAACCAUAUCCCCUUACAUGUACACUUAUCCUCCGAGCGCGGUUGAGAACCCUUGCUAUGGAAUUGGUGAAACUUGCCAGGCUCAGUUCGGGUUCAAGCAUGUACUGGCACUGACGGAUAAGGUUGCACGCUUCACUGAGGAGGUGGAGAAGCAGCGGGUAUCUAGAAAUAGAGAUGCUCCAGAGGGUGGAUUUGAUGCCAUCAUGCAGGCUGUGGUGUGCAAGGACAAAAUCGGCUGGCGUCCGGAUGCCUCACACCUACUGGUUUUCACCACUGAUGCCAAAACUCACAUUGCACUGGAUGGGCGUAUAGCUGGCAUAGUCCGACCCAACGAUGGAAAGUGUCAUCUAGAUAAUGACAACAUUUAUAACCAAUCUACUGUGCUGGACUAUCCCUCCUUGGCGCUCAUGACUGAGAAAAUGUCUGAAAACAACAUCAAUUUAAUAUUUGCUGUAACCAGCAUUGUGGAGCCACUCUACAAGGAGUACAGUAAGCUCAUCCCAGGCACAACAGUGGGAUUGCUGUCCGAUGACUCUGGGAAUGUUAUUGAGCUCAUUCGGAGUGCUUAUGCGAAAAUUCGCUCUAGUGUGCAACUGGAGGUGGUGGGAGCCCCAGAGGAGUUGCAACUCUCCUUCAAUGCCACUUGCCUCGAUGGAGAGAUUACUGUUGGACUCAAGUCCUGUUCUGGCGUCAACAUUGGAGACACUGUGUCAUUCAGCGUGGAGGCUAAGGUGCAUGGCUGCCCUAAGGAGAAGAGCAGCACUUUUACCAUAAAACCCCUCGGCUUCAAGGAUGCCCUAGAGGUCCAGGUGGAUUUUGCUUGCGGUUGCAAAUGUGAGGCAGAUGCAGAAGCCGACAGCCCACUCUGCAGCAACGGUAACGGCACCUACGAGUGUGGCGUAUGCCAGUGUCACUCGGGUCGUCUGGGCCCUUCCUGCGAGUGCUCGGUGGAGGACUACAAUCAAUCGAAUGAAUCUAACUGCAUCCCAAAGUCCGGCAGCCUAAUCUGCAGUGGGAGAGGGGACUGCUUGUGUGGACAGUGCUCAUGCCACGCAAAUGAGUUUGGCCAGGUGUGGGGGAAGGACUGCGAGUGUGACGACUUCAACUGCUUGCGCUUUAAAGGGGCACUUUGCUCCGAUCAUGGGAAGUGUAGCUGUGGCUACUGCCAGUGUGACGCCGGCUGGAAAGGAAAUGACUGCAACUGCAGCACAAUUAUAGACACCUGCAUGUCCAGCAUUGGUCUGCUGUGCACCGGCCGGGGGAACUGUGAGUGUGGGGUCUGUCAGUGCACUCAACCCGGUGCCUACGGAGAAACCUGUGAGAAGUGCCCCACCUGUCCGGAUUCCUGCACUAUAAAAAAGAAGUGUGUUGAGUGUCAACACUUCAAGAGAGGACAGUACACCACAGACAACAGCUGCAACAAGAUCUGCAAAGAUGAGAUCAGAGUAGUGGAUAAACUGGGUUCCCAUAACAGAAAUGCAGUGAAUUGCUCAUACAAAGACGAAAAUGACUGCGUGGAGCACUUCCAGUAUUACGAAGAUGAAAGUGGCAAAUCCAUUCUGUUUGUGGUAAAAGAGCCAGAGUGCCCCGAGGGUCCAAAUGUCCUGAUUUUGCUCCCGGCGGUGGUCGGAGCCAUUCUGCUACUGGGCCUGGUUGGCCUCCUCAUCUGGAAGCUGCUGGUCACCAUCCACGAUCGCAGAGAGUUUGCCAGGUUUGAGGAGGAGAGAGCCAAAGCCAAGUGGGAUACGGGUAACAAUCCUCUGUAUAAGGGCGCCACCUCCACCUUCACCAACGUAGCGUACCGCGGCAACUGAUGACUAAAUGGAGAGAGAAACACUCAGGGGUCAGUGACAAAGAUGGAAUGUAUCAGCACAGAAUUGGACGGGAAGAAGCUUACACUGUCAUGUGACUAGCUACUGUAACUGAAGACAGCAGCCUGUUGAAAAAUAAUGAGAACUGUUAAUAUGAGUCACAUGAGGCUGGUUGCAUGCUCUUCAGUUUUGGGUUUUAAACUGUCAUGUCUACAAUGAGUGGGUUCUGUCCAGGUCCUCCCACAGUAUGCACAUCAGAGUUAGGUUAAUUGGAGGCUCUAAAUUGCUCAUAGGUGUGAAUGUGAUCGUGAAUGGUUGUUUGUCUCUGUAUGAUGGCUCUGUGAUACCUGUCCAGGAUUCAUGUUCAGGAUUACAUCUAAGCCUUGUUUCGCUUUUAUUUUUUUAUUAAAGUUGUAAUUUUCUGUUUCAGAGUGCAGCUGCAGCAUAUUCCUGCACUUCUCUUUUCAUAAAAUUGAAAAGGGCAGUUUCCAAACCAAUCAGAACAAAGUUUUUUAGGAGAACUAAAAUGUGCACCAUAGAAUUUAAAUGUUUUAUUUUUUUUUAAAACAUGGUUCAGUGCCUUUCAUAUUAAUUACCAUCUCUUUUUUAUGAUACAAAAUAGUUUAUAGUAAUUGUUGAACCCAGCAAAUCUUCAGGAUAACUUGUUUUACAAUGAUGACUGUGGUUUGUAUUGUUUUUGAAUGCACACCAGCAAUGGUAACUUUAUUGAUACCAUGGAAUGUUUCUUUAUCACUGCGUCACCACCUGUUUUUGUGAUUGUUGGGCUGUUUUUCUAUUUGUUGUUUUUGUACAUAGUGAUUUGUCCUGCCAUUGCUGAACUGUUGGUUAUGUUACACUGAAAAUGCUCUUUAACCUCUUUAUGUUUAUGGGAGAUAGUGUGAGAUACAGUGUGAGGUGUAUUUUGGUUAAAAGCUCUGAUCCUCUCAGGACAUGGCACAAACGUUCACUGUUUUUUGUAUUUGUUUGUUUUUGCACAUUUAAAAAAAAAAGAAGAACAAACCUGUGGUUUAUCUCUUGUUCUUUACACCAUGAUCUACAAAACAUGACUUCCCUUAUCAAGAUCAGAAUGAGUGGGAAAGACUUUAAUAUUUCGGACCCAAUGUGUUUAAAUAUCUGAACAGAGAUAGUAAAUUCUAUAUUUACUCUGUGAGAGGAUCACAGCUCAACAUGUGAACACUUGAUGAUGCUUGUGGAUCCUCAUUUUUGAUAUAUGUGUCUUGGAUUCACAAAUGUCACACAAAUUUCAAAUUAAAGAAACAAAAAGGGAUGAGUAGGAUAAGUUCCUGCGAUCAAUUUAAACAAGUUCAAUAUGAUGUGAGUGUUGGAAAACUACUAAAAUGAACAUCGGUGUGUAGAGUUCAAACUGUCUGUCUGACAUUUUUAUCAUGGCAUACAAUAUUUCCUGUUGUCAUCAAACUUAGGCCUUAUCGCCCGCCUGCAUUUUUUUUUCAGUUCACUGGUGUUCUAUAUGGUACCAGUUAUGGUCAUUUAACUUUGAAUGUUGUCAAACAUUCACAGCAUAUCUGUGUCACCACAUCCUGCUCACACCAGCACGACAAUAAAACUCCUUG